Molecule: messenger RNA, 1338 nt
Organism: Paramecium tetraurelia
Lineage: Eukaryota; Ciliophora; Oligohymenophorea; Peniculida; Parameciidae
Exons: 3
Biological process (GO): positive regulation of proteasomal ubiquitin-dependent protein catabolic process; ubiquitin-dependent protein catabolic process; protein polyubiquitination
Cellular component (GO): ubiquitin ligase complex; cytoplasm
Molecular function (GO): ubiquitin protein ligase activity; ubiquitin conjugating enzyme binding; zinc ion binding
Source: RefSeq, a predicted model, not a curated record
AUGGAUCACAUGGAGUAAUUGUGUUAGUCUGAAUAAUAGAAACCUCAAUACCAAUAACUUGUAUUGCCAAUUUACUAAUAAUAACUGUUCGUUUCUCACGGACCAAAAUUGGGAAGAAGUGUACAACUUAAAUGCAAGGGUUUCGAUUAAGUUGAUUCUCAUCAAUCUGGCGAUCCAAAUUAUCAUCAAAUUUCAUAGAAUCAGUAAUCCUUUAAUGGCAAAACAGUUCAUUCCUAAAUGCAGUCCAUGGUAUCUCAAGAAAUAAAAACUGAAGGUUUAAAAGUUUUGGUAACUGAGGAAGCAAGAUAAAAAAAAAUAAUCUUAAGAGGAGAUUCUGGAUUAUCCUGGUAAUCAGAACUAAGACUUGAGAUUAAACCUGAAGAAUAAUCAAAAGAAUCAAAAGAUUUAUAAGAAUGUCAAAUCUGCUAUGUUGAUAAACCCAAAGAAUAAUUCAUAGCCCCACUAAAUUGCAAACAUGACUUCUGUAGUGAUUGUCUCUCUUAACAUCUCACUUAAAACAUUUUGAAGGGCAACGUUCUAAGUAUCACUUGUCCACAAACUUCGUGUACUGUAGCAUUUAAUGAUGAACAAAUUAAAGGGCUAGUUUAGGAGAAGAUAUAUGAAAAAUAUAAGAGAUUCUAUAACAGACAAGUAAUUAGUUAGAACAAAAAUGUGAGAUGGUGUCCAAAACCAGAUUGUGAAAAUUAUGUAAUAGGAAAUGGAAAUGAUUUACUUACUUGCAUUUGUGGAUAAUCUAUUUGUUUUCAAUGUGGGAAUCAAUAUCAUAAAGGAAUGAAUUGCAUUUAAGCUAUGGAUGCUCAAUAUUUGUAAGCCAGAAAGGAUAAUCUAAUAUUUGAUUGUCCCAGUUGCAAGGCUCCUAUCCAAAAAAAAGGAGGGUGCAAUCACAUGACCUGUUACAAAUGCAAAUAUUAAUUCUGUUGGCUAUGCAGAGGCAAGUAUUCCUCAUAUCAUUAUGUAAUUUUCAACGUAUUCGGAUGUGUCUUCCCUGGUGGAUAGGGAUCCAAUCUCUAACCUUUCAAAAAUCCUAUGUUGCUAAGAGUUAUGAUGAUCAUUCCAAAAAUAUUACUUACUAUUGUCCUCGUUUCAGUAUUAUUAGCCCUUUUGCCAUUCUUCCUCAUGUACUUAAUAGUUGCAGCUCCUUAUGAACUUUCUAGAAGACUAUGUGGAUUUAGAUUAAGAAGAUAUAGAUUAGGAGGCAAAAUAGGUUUUGGAAUACUUUACUUCUUUUUGGGAGUAUUAUUAUCCCCUUUGACAGUUGCCAUUGCCAUACUGGUCAGCCCGUGUUUUUUGAUAUUUUAUUUGUUGGAUAAUAUCUGA